Leucoraja erinaceus (little skate) is the source of this 1058-nucleotide messenger RNA. It is a transcript of the gene bpnt1, whose product is annotated as bisphosphate nucleotidase 1. NCBI's taxonomy places the organism in Eukaryota, Metazoa, Chordata, Chondrichthyes, Rajiformes, Rajidae. The transcript is spliced from 8 exons. The record is from RefSeq and is a predicted model, not a curated record. The coding region runs from base 112 to 1038 and encodes 308 amino acids. Gene Ontology annotation, molecular function: 3'(2'),5'-bisphosphate nucleotidase activity.
AAUCAAAGAUCUUAGAGGACGGAUGUGUGUUUUGCAGAUCCCUAAGCGAGAGGCGGCUGGUUGGACAGUGCAGGGAUCGGUCCUUUGGUUGUUGUUCUCUUGCCUUUCAUUAUGUCCACGAAGCCGGCUUUACUUAUGAGGCUACUGGCGUCGUCCUUCGCGAUUGCAGAGAAGGCGCAGAUGAUCAUUCACCAAGUACUGAGUGGAGGGAAUUUGAACAUCGUGGAGAAGACUGGAGCCAAUGACCUACAAACAAAAGCCGAUCGAUUGGUGCAACAAAGCAUCUGCUUAUCACUGGCACGUAAAUUCCCCAAUUUAACUAUAAUUGGGGAGGAGGAUUUGCCUUUCCAAGAAAUUGAUGAAGAUUUAAUUGAAAGUGGCCAAUGUGAAGAAGUGUUGAAGUACUCCUGUCCAGUUCAGUACAGCCAUUUCAAGGAAGAAGAGAUAGUGGUUUGGGUCGAUCCUCUUGAUGGUACAAAGGAAUUCACUGAAGGCUUUUUAGAUCAUGUGACUGUGCUUAUUGGAAUUGCUUGUGGAGGUAAAGCAAUAGCUGGCGUGAUCAAUCAGCCAUAUUACAAUUAUCAGGCUGGAGCUGAUGCUGUGGUUGGUCGGACCAUUUGGGGGGGUUUGAAUCUUGGAGUCUUUGGAAUUAAGGUGAAAGAAGUACCAGCAGGAAAACAUAUUGUCACUACAUCCCGUUCCCACAGCAACAAGCUAGUCAAUGACUGUAUCAGUGCAAUGAAUGUUGAUGAAGUAAUAAGAGUUGGAGGAGCAGGCAAUAAGGUUUUACAACUUAUAGAAGGGAAGGCUUCAGCUUAUAUAUUUGCUAGUCCAGGCUGUAAGAAAUGGGACACUUGUGCCCCUGAGGCUAUCCUUCAUGCUCUUUCAGGUAAAUUGACAGACAUUCAUGGGAAUUCUUUCCAAUAUCACAAAGAUGUGAAGCAUGUAAACUCGGCUGGAGUCCUUGCAACGUUGACGAAUUUUGAUUAUUAUGCAAGUCGUGUUCCCGAGUCUGUUAAAAAGGCCCUUAUUCCAUAAAAAAUGUAUAAUCUGAAUAA